AUGGAAGCCCCUAAUCCCCCCUCCGCAGUCGUGCCAUUCCAACCAGCGACCAGCAGCCGUCCCAGGCCUGCGUGUGGGCGUGGAGAAGGGGUCUUCCAAAUAUCUAACGCAGACAAGUAUGAUUCUAUUUCACACUUGUCAAGAUCUGAUCUGCCUAUCGCUUCCAGCAUUUCCUCGCUACCGCCUACCAUAUCUCGUCCACCAUCUGUUACGACAGAGCUAAGACGUCCUUUGGUCAAUGUACGAAAUGAACGAAAGUUACGCAUCUUUUACCAAAAUGUUCGUGGACUCCGGACAAAAAUCGACACUUUCUUUCUUGCUGCUUCCUACUCUGAGUACGAUGUUAUCGUUCUCACUGAAACAUGGCUGGAUGAUUGCAUUUUAUCGCCGCAGCUUUUUGGCAGUUCAUUCACUGUACUUCGAAUGGAUCGCAGUAGGGUGAAUAGUCGAAAAUCGCGUGGUGGUGGAGUCUUGAUAGCCGUUUCCUCCAGGCACUGCUGCUGCAUAGACCCAGCACCGAUUAGUAACACGCUUGAGCAACUGUGGGUAAAAAUCCAACUGGAUAGGUCAUCCGUAAGCAUUGGAGUGUUGUAUCUGCCCCCUGAUCGUCAAAAUGAUCUUGAUGUUAUUCAGACACAUGCUGACUCAAUUGGAUCCGUUAUAUCCCGUCUGAAUCCCCUCGACAUUGCUGUUCUUUUUGGGGAUUAUAACCAACGAGAGCUGCAUUGGGUACCUUCGGAAAGCAGUGGCCUUGUUGUUGAUACAAGUAGAUCACGUUUAACCGCAGCUGGAAGUGCUCUGUACGACGCAUUUUGUUUUAACGGUUUGACGCAAACAAAUCCAGUCAAAAACGCUCGUGCUAGAACUCUCGACCUAGUGCUGGUGAACGAGCCAGCGCUUCAAAACCUUUCUGUGAUGGAGGCCGAAUAUCCUAUGGUGAGAAUUGAUCCGGAUCAUCCCGCUCUGGAUGUGACUGUGAUGGAAGUAGUGCCUAUUGCACUUGAAUUAGCUCCACAACAUCGGGCAUUAAAUUUUAAGCAUGUUGAUUACGAUGUGUUGAACGAAGCGUUAUCAGCAAUUGACUGGCAAUUCAUCGAUUCGCAAGAGGAUCUGACGGACAUUGUCGACAUGUUUACCGCAACGAUUCGAACAGUAAUUGAAGCUCAUGUUCCACUGCAACGACCGCCGAUGAAACCUGCUUGGGCCAAUCGACAUCUCCGUGAGCUGAAGCGCCGUAGACGAGCUGCCCAACGAAACUAUCAAACAAAUCGCACAUUUCUAGCAAAGCAACGGUUUAAACUCGCAAGCAACACAUACAAAUUUUACAAGCAAUUCCUGUACUCUCGUUACAUUGAGCGAACUCAAAGAAGCUUACGUCGACAUCCAAAAAAGUUCUGGUCUUUUGUUCGUUCUAAACGAAAGGAAAAUGGAUUACCAGCUUCCAUGUUCCUCAGUGAUUUGUCUGCUAGCACAGCUUCUUCUAAAUGCGAAUUAUUUGCUGAGCAUUUUAAAGCCGCUAUUUCGUCUUCAGUUGCUACGCAAGAUCAGAUUGAUGCUGCAAUACGCGAUACUACGCAGGAGAGUUUCGAUUGUGGAGUUUUCCAAGUGACAGAAGCGCACAUUUUGAGUGCAAUUCGAAAGCUGAAACAUUCCACUUGUCCUGGGCCAGACGGGAUCCCGCCAUCAUUGUUGAAAAACUGCUCGAACAAACUGGUGGCGCCUCUUAAUCAGAACGAGCAUUUCUCUGCCAAAAUGUGGCGAGUCUCUUACCGCAAAUUGGUAAAGACAUUGGUCGAGCUAGUUCUGGAUAUUGACAAAGAAUCGGCCAAACUCAUCGAAAAUGGAAACCAUGAACUGCACUACGGUUUUGAGUUUAUCCAACGCGAUGUCGUUGCCGUCACGGUUGAAGUACCGACAACCACAGGAAAGCAGGAUAUGGUGGUCACGUCGGCCUGCUUUCCGCGCGACCAAGUUACAGCAACAUUCGAAAUUCAGUUGACCUUAACUCGACAGAAAAUGAUCUACCAAACAGAAUCAUGGACGCUUUUAACGCAAAUCGUCCACCAACACAGCAGUCAGUAUGCCGUGAUGUACCCUGGUGGAAUGAUCAACUCAGUGACCUCCGUCUAG
Messenger RNA from Wyeomyia smithii (pitcher-plant mosquito), 2130 nucleotides. RefSeq lists its product as uncharacterized. Bases 1 to 2130 code for a protein of 709 amino acids. The transcript has 4 exons. The record is from RefSeq and is a predicted model, not a curated record. NCBI's taxonomy places the organism in Eukaryota, Metazoa, Arthropoda, Insecta, Diptera, Culicidae.